This is a messenger RNA of Balearica regulorum gibbericeps (East African grey crowned-crane), 2238 nucleotides long. It is a transcript of the gene PP2D1, whose product is annotated as protein phosphatase 2C like domain containing 1. Gene Ontology annotation, molecular function: protein serine/threonine phosphatase activity. The record is from RefSeq and is a predicted model, not a curated record. Lineage: Eukaryota; Metazoa; Chordata; Aves; Gruiformes; Gruidae. Gene Ontology annotation, biological process: protein dephosphorylation.
GAGGAGAAGUUACAAGAUAAAACAAACCCACCUGAUUUUGAAUGUUCCAGAGAUGAGGAAGAUCAGCUGAAAAAAGUCACAAUUGCACCCAAGAAUGACGAUUCCAAGCGCAUUUCAAUGUUUUGUUCCAUGUGUCAACAGACAAUAUAUCCACACCCUUAUCAUAAGAAGCCCCACAAAGCCCUAACUUUGCUGGUCUUUGACAGUCCACAAAGACUGACAACAAAACAGAGACGGAAACUAAUUUCAAAAUUGACCAAGAUUCCUAAAUAUGAGACACAUAGGCAGAAGAUUGAUGAUUCAUUGGAUUUCCUUAUGGAUAGUCACACUUCUACUUCAUAUUACAAUCUUGCUAAUAUUAACAAUCCUAGUACUUUUAAGAAAGUAAAUAAUUCUUUAAUAAAAGCAUUAGCAAUUUGCCAAGAUAAAAAUUCCACGUGGCAGGGAGACAUGGAAGACACAUUUAUUGUGCUCGACAACUAUGGAAAUAGGUCAGAUACAUGUUUUCUGGGGCUAGUUGAUGGUUCUCAUGGUGUGACAGCUGCAGAAACAGUUGCAGCAGAGCUUCCACUUUUAUUUCUUGACCAGCUUGCUCAAACAGAUUCCUCCUACAAGAAGAGUAUGGAUGAACAGCAAAUUCUAGAUUCUUUUGCCACAGUAAUCAAGGCAGAUUACAGGGAAAAAGAAAAGAUUUUCUCUGAUAAACCAAACAAUGACGAGACCAAGAUGACCAAUACUUACGAAUGGAUUCACAAAGCGUAUGCCAAGUCCUUUUGGAGAAUGGAUAGACUUUUACGACUGGGAAGGAAUGAGGUUUCCAAAGUUCGCUGGAGUGGCUGUUCAGCCAUUACCUGUUUGGUGGAAAGGCUCCCCAGUGAAGAGACAGAUGGCACUAAGGAAGAAGAAAGAAAACAUUUUGAAAACACCACACACAGUCCAUUGGCCAGGACAGCCAGAGGUGUUGCCGGGUUACUGCAUGUUGCCAAUAUAGGUAAUGCACAUGCAGUCUUAUGUAAAAAUGGAAAGAUUUACUGCCUCUCAAAAGAGCACAGCACUUCUAACAUAAGUGAGAGAAAUCGCAUACUUCAGAAUGGUGGAAACAUCAGCACUAAUGAACCAGAUGGAUUAGUAGAAGGGUACCUGAGAACUACAAGGGGUCUUGGACAUCACGGAGAUCCAGUACUGAAGAGAUUAGUUAUACCUGUACCUCAUACCAUAUCUGUCCCUAUUGAUGAUACUUGUCAGUUUCUUAUUUUAGCUUCUAAUGGGCUUUGGGAGGUUUUGGAUUAUAAUGAAGUACUUGCAUUAACUCUAAGAAUAUUCACUCAUUAUUUGAGAAUGUAUGAAUGUGUUCAACAAAAGGGAACUUCUCCAUGUAAGUGUCAGUACUUGAUGCCACUCACUGAAGACAACUUAAAUGACUCAAAGGCUAUUAAAGAUCAGCAAAAUGGAACAGAGAUGCUGUAUUCCGAUAAAGACAUUUUUCUCACUGACUUAAAAGGCAACCUGAAACAAAAUAAGCCAAAAUGUUCUAGGAGGAACUAUCUGCAAAGUGAAGAUGGAGUUCCUAAGGAAACUGAUGACCACAAAAAUCAGUCUGAUCCAGAACUGUCUCUUUUCAGUAACAAUGAAGUAAAUUCACAGAAUAGAGAGAUGAAACAGUCUGAUGCUAGCACACAAGGUAGCUCUGAAGAACUGAAACACUUUGAGGACAGAAAAGUUUAUCUAUGUAACAGAUUUCAGCCACAGACUGCAGUACAAGAAGAAACAGACACUGACAAUUCCUCUGCAACAGGUCCAAGUUACACCCAUAAACAGCUGCAAGAGAAUGUACAGGCAACAGGGUCUAAAGACAUCAAUCAGCCCCCAAAAGAUUUAAGAGCAUGCCUAUCUAAUUAUGACUCAGUUCCACAACUGGCAGAAAAAAUGGACUCCAAGAUAUUUUGUGACAAACUUGCAAGUUACACUGGUCAAGAACUGCUGAAGACUGUAUCACCAGGGGGUUCCAAAGCACCACUACAGAUUGAAGAGGACACAAAAACGUACUCAUCCAACUGCAAAUCACAAACUGCAGGAAGAGGCAGAGUCACCUCAGAGACACUCUACGACAACGCAGCAAGCUACAUUAGUGAACAGCUGGUAAAGGCUGCGUUAGCUGCAGGUUCAAGAGAUAAUAUUACUAUUUUGAUUGUACUUCUAAAUGGAUGUGAUAAGAUACCCUAUUACCACAACAUUUAA